Messenger RNA from Drosophila albomicans, 921 nucleotides. Its product is annotated as ficolin-1-like. The transcript is spliced from 4 exons. The record is from RefSeq and is a predicted model, not a curated record. Lineage: Eukaryota; Metazoa; Arthropoda; Insecta; Diptera; Drosophilidae. Bases 280 to 834 code for a protein of 184 amino acids.
UGUCAAAAAUAUUUGGAAGCACAGAAGACUCUAAGACAAAAAUCUGAGGAUACUCACAAACUGUUGGAAACAAAUUUGGAAUCACUCAGAAAUGAGUCUACUUAUAAGGAUGCGACGAUUAACGAAUUGAAAAAAGUGUUGGCUGAGUGUGAGUUGAGAAAUAACGAACAGAAUCAGACCAAUAAAGAUGAAGUUGCAUUGAAGAAUUCCACUUCAAAGAAUGAAGAAAUAUCUGAAUCAACUACUAUCUCUAAAAGUCUUCCAAGCUCUUGUGUAAACAUGACGGCUGGUAUUCAAGAGAUACAAAUUGGAAAUGCAAAACCUUUCAAGGCGAUGUGCGAUGGAGAUGGUUGGAUGAUUAUUCAGCGACGAAUUAAUGGAACUGAAGACUUUAAUAGGACCUGGCAGGAAUACGAGGAUGGAUUUGGAGACUUAAAUAAGGAGUUUUGGUUUGGAUUGGAGAAAAUACAUCUCGCUACGAGUUUUACACGUCAGAGGUUAAACAUGAGUAUAAGAUCUGGAUGGGGAGCGGAUCCAUUUGUCAUUCACUUUGAUGACUUUAGAAUUGGAAAUUCGGAAUCCUUUUAUAAAUUGGAAUCAAUCGGAAAUUACACGGAAGAUUGGCACACGAGAUCUGAAAAUUUGCUCAAAAAUAAUGUUAACAAUGCAUUUUCAACAUACGAUGCAAAUCAUAAUGGAAAUCCUGAACUAAAUUGCGGCAGUUAUGGCGCGGGUGGUUUUUGGUUUAGUUUCGACUGCUUGGAUUAUAACAUGAAUGAACCAACCGAUGGUUAUUGGACCACAGUUCUGAGGAUACGCCCAUACACUGAUUGAUGUUUCCAUUUUUCGAUGUAUCAUCAAUCUUAAUAUUACUUUUUAGUUGAAUUUCAUUUUCGAUUGCCAACAUAUUUACCUUUUGUA